Molecule: messenger RNA, 1415 nt
Organism: Syzygium oleosum
Lineage: Eukaryota; Viridiplantae; Streptophyta; Magnoliopsida; Myrtales; Myrtaceae
Product: vacuolar protein sorting-associated protein 32 homolog 2-like
Exons: 7
Coding region: 105-938 (277 amino acids)
Biological process (GO): late endosome to vacuole transport via multivesicular body sorting pathway; vesicle budding from membrane
Cellular component (GO): ESCRT III complex; cytoplasmic side of plasma membrane; multivesicular body
Source: RefSeq, a predicted model, not a curated record
GUCCCGGUCCCGGUCCCGGUCCCCGAUCCCUCGCCCAGCGGCGUCGAGCUACACCGUCAGUUUUCCCCGAGGACAUCGAGGGUUUCUUAGGGCGGUGAUCGAUCAUGCUUGACUGGCUGUUCAAGAAACGUAGGCUGGAGGCGGGCGCUCAGCCUCUUACCACGCUGGACAAGUUGAACGAGACACUUGAAAUGCUGGAGAAAAAGGAGAAGCUUCUCAAAGAGAAGGCUUCUCAAGAGGUUGAGAAAGCAAAGGAGUUCACUGGAGCAAACAAUAAAAGGACGGCAAUUCAGUGCUUGAAGAGGAAGAGGCCGUAUGAACAGCAGAUUGAGCAGCUUGAAAAUUUCCAACUUCAGAUUCUUGAUCAGAUGAUAAUGUUGGAAGGAGCAGAAGCAGCAACUGAGACUGUGGAUGCUCUGAGAACUGGAGCAGCAGCAAUGGAAGCAAUGUAUGUCCUACGUUUGUUAGCAGAAGCAGCAACUGAGACUGUGGAUGCUCUGAGAACUGGAGCAGCAGCAAUGGAAGCAAUGAAUAUCCAUGAUGUGGACAAUAUCGCGGAUGAGAUUAUUGAACAAUAUGAGGCCAUGAAACGAAUGCAAGCGGCAGUGUCAGCUCCUUCUGGUGCAGCGGCUGACUUUGAUGAGGAUGAGCUUGAGGCAGAGCUUGAAGAACUGGAAGGCGCUGUGUGGGAAGAACAGCUCCUUCCGCCCGCCGAAACAGCUUCUGCUGUUCCAUUUUUUGAACCAGCUGGCCUGCUUCCAGCCCCCCCUGUUCCUCAGGGGACAGCCAGGGAGGAUGAACCGGAAGGCACUGAGUUGGAAGAACAGCUCCUCCUGCCCGCCGCAACAGCUUCUGCUGCUCCAGUGCAUGUCAUUGCUGUCCUUCUUCCAGCCCCCCCUGGUUCUCCGGGGACUGACAAGGAUGAUGAAACUUGCUGAUGAGAUGGCAUUUUGAGCAUGUCAAUCUGCUCUCAUCUUUAAAAUAUAAGCUAGAUAUGUUGAGAAACAAGAACGAUGAAGACGUAUUUUUGAGGCAAUUUUUUCCAUCUUCUUUUUUUCUCUUCCUUCACAUUGUACAUAUAUGCAUUUAUCAUACAAAAAAGGAAAGAAUAAGCAAGAUUACAGCGAUUACACUCUCCUACUUUAUCUCCGAGUAUCCUUGAUUGAAUCAAUUCAAAUCAAGGUUAAAGAUAAAAUCGUAUCUUUCUCCAACAAGAUAAGACUCUUUUUUGUAUUUUUUAUUGUACUGUCGUUGUGAUCUGAUAUAUCAGUUAUGUUCCCAGUUCUACGGCUAGUGGUUAACUGAGGUUGUGCAGGACUUGUCCAACCUGUGAUGAGGAACACUCCCGCCUCUGCCUGUAUGCAUCGAUAUUUAUCUUUGGUUCCAUAGUGAAAAGACAGGUUCUUUCUGGUGCU